AGGCAAGGGAGCCGGAGGAAUCGAAAAUUCGGAAUCGAAAAGAGAGCGAAAUCGAGACGAUUAUCGAAAGCAAUGAGCAGCGAUUUUCUACCGUUAGAGACUCUCUCUCCAAUAGAAACCUUAGAAAUCGAGAACGGUCUCUCACUAGUUCCGCGCGUGAAGCUCAAUUUCACAGUCUACCCUUCACUUCCGUCAUCAGCUACAAAACCAAUCGAUGAAUGGAAGCUAAAGCGAUCACUCAUCGAGUUUGCAAAGACCUCUCUAUCUGUCACCAUCCCUGAAGAUGACCUCGAGAUUAGACGGUUCAAGGAUGUCAAGAAGCGAAAGCGCGAUGAUCCUGUAGCUCAUGGUAGCCUCAGCAUUCGUGACCUAGGGUUUUUAAAUAGUAAAAAGAGAAAUGAAGAGGAAAGUGAGGAUUUGAAGAUUUUGGGGAAGAAGUUUCGAGAUUGGAGAGAUACUGUUGUGGAAAAAAUGGAUCAAAUGGAGGUGAAUUUACAAGGGGAGAAGUAUAGGCUUAGUGUGGCUGUACCGGAGUCUGAUGAUUUUGAAGGAAUGAAGAAAUUGUGGGAGAAAUUUUAUGCUUUUGCAAAUAAAGGGUAUGUAAGAGGAGGGAAACAGGAGCCGGAUACGAUUGUAAUGAAAGGAGUUCCUUCGCGGUGGGUUGCGGAGCCUAGGGUUUCGUCAAAGCCUUCAAUGUUAGUUACGCACACAGUUUUUUCUACAUUUGGGAAGAUAAGGAAUCUUAAUGUUACUGAGGAUGAUGAUCAAGAUAAGGAUGCAGACGAGAAUGGUGGGGACAUAAUUUCAGGCCUCCACUGCAAGAUUGUGGUUCAGUUUGAGAAACAUAGGGACUUCUAUAAUGCUCUUAAGGUCUUAUGUGGGCGCUCAUUACAGAAGCAAGGAUCACGAUUGAAGGCUGAUUAUGAGGUCACCUGGGCCAAGGAUGGCUUCUUCCGGAAUUCAAGAAGUCAAGCACGAGAAAAUAGUAGGGUGCCAGCAGCGGGAAGGGGGCACUACAGAAAUGAAGCUUCCAGGGACGAACCUCAUUUGUCUCAAUUUACUGCUGAUGACACACGCCGGAAGAGGUUCAAGGAAUAGGAAUGGUGACACCCACGUUGAGAAAUAUCUACAGACUGAGUUGAGAACAUGAGGGGUGAUUCCUACUGGUUAACAACCAGGAAUUUAAUGUUUUGAUCUCUUCUCGAACAUAUUAUUUGUACCAUAACCUCGUAGAAGAUUGACGAUGAUUGGCCCAGUUUGUUGUACGAAUAGGUCACACUUGGAAGUGGCAUGCUCAUUGCUGUGAGUUUGCCUACGGACCUAUAUUAAUUUUUGUAUUACCUCAGAUUAAAGUUCCAAUUAAUUCAAAUAAAAUUUGAUAA
Molecule: messenger RNA, 1382 nt
Organism: Populus nigra (black poplar)
Lineage: Eukaryota; Viridiplantae; Streptophyta; Magnoliopsida; Malpighiales; Salicaceae
Exons: 5
Coding region: 73-1098 (341 amino acids)
Source: RefSeq, a predicted model, not a curated record